AUGGCUGAGACUAGCAGCCCCCAGUUUGUUCUGGCGAGGUCUGCCAUUUCAUCUACAUCUGGACUCUUGUGUCUUCUCACAGCUCUAGUUUUGGCAAUAAUUUUGUAUGCAUACUUUUAUAGGGCCAGUACAUUUACUAUUAGGCUUGAGAAUAUGAGUACUACAAACUAUAAAUGGUCCGUCAUCUUGAUUUUAAGCAUUCAGUUGAUUGGAGUGGCAAUAGGAACUAUUGCUCCUCUAUUGAGAUGGUUUACUGCUUCGCGGUUCAAGAUUGCUGAGAUGGAGAGAAAGAGCUUUAGAGAUGAACUCAAGGUUCAAAACUACUGGACUUGGAGGCUGGUGCAGUGGAGGGACAGAUCACUUACUAAUUUUCAAGUUCAAAACCGCGUUUGCAAGAAGCUACUUCGUGAUGCUCUAAGAUUUGUUCUGAGUUUCUGCAUUGGGGUUCAGAUUCUCUUUGUUUCAGCUGCCAAACUAGUUCUAUUCCUCUCUGCUAAAUUUGUUGGUGCAGUUUUCUUUUGUUUCUGGAAGAACAAAAGACUGGUUUCAGUGGGAGCACAUGUUGGUUUUAACCAAUAUGUUAUUCUACUUGAAGGUGAGCCACAAUUGCCUUCUAAAAUCCUCAAGAACAUCUGCAACGAGGCGGAUAAGCUGAUAAAAGUAGGCCAAAAAAAUCAGCCCAAGAAUCUGAUCCAACUUCUACAGAAUUCUUCAAACUUCAAUGGUGUAGGACGAUUUGACAGCAGCCAAGUUCCAAGCUUACAUUCUCAAGAACCUCCAAACUGCUGGUCUAUGCCCGUGGUGACUUUGGCAGCCAUUUCAGUUGCUCUUACAAACAUAGCUUAUGAGAAUGCUCCCAAGUUAUUGGUUUGUAUUCGUGAGGGCUUGUCCAUCGUCAAGCUUAUCGAGGAAACUCUCGACAGAAAUGGAGAGUUAGAAAGCAUCAUAAAUGCAGCACAUGUGAUUUGGGAUGAAGUUGACUUGUACAGAAAAUGGAAUGGCAAUGAUUUGAAGAGCACGAGAGAGAGAGGCGCAAUGCAGAAGGAAACACUUCAGAACCUUUCAAAGAUUGCAGAGAAGAAUGUGAGAGAUUUUAUGGCUCAAACGAGAGAUAUUCUAAUGCAGAAUCCUCUAAAUUGGCCUGCUAGAGUUAUAGCUGCUAACUCAACGUACAGGAUUACUCAGACGAUCUUGCUAGGAAUGGGAGAUGGCGAGCUUCAAGAUGAUGGCGAUCUAUGUGAGAGUAUAUCCAUCACCAUCUCGAAUAUUCUAGCAGUGUGCCUCACCAAUCUAGUGCAAGUCAUAACGUUGAAGUGUCACAGAGAGGACAUCACAGAAAGGGAAGAAAGUGUGAGGCGAGCAGCGAUUCUUCUUGGUGAAAGCAAGGAGAUUCUUGAAAUUCUGCAGCAGCGUGAGCUUCCGAGUUUGGAUGUGGAGAAAGCUGCUAAGAUUGACGAGUGGAGGGCAUCCAUGGCACUGGAUAUAUAG
Salvia hispanica is the source of this 1488-nucleotide messenger RNA. RefSeq lists its product as uncharacterized. The record is from RefSeq and is a predicted model, not a curated record. Lineage: Eukaryota; Viridiplantae; Streptophyta; Magnoliopsida; Lamiales; Lamiaceae.